This is a messenger RNA of Dendrobium catenatum, 1329 nucleotides long. Its product is annotated as histone H1-like. The coding region runs from base 71 to 1165 and encodes 364 amino acids. Lineage: Eukaryota; Viridiplantae; Streptophyta; Magnoliopsida; Asparagales; Orchidaceae. Gene Ontology annotation, biological process: chromosome condensation; nucleosome assembly; negative regulation of DNA recombination. The transcript is spliced from 2 exons. Gene Ontology annotation, molecular function: double-stranded DNA binding; structural constituent of chromatin; nucleosomal DNA binding. The record is from RefSeq and is a predicted model, not a curated record. Gene Ontology annotation, cellular component: nucleus; nucleosome; nucleolus.
UAGUCUUCUGUACUCUUUAGCAUUUCUCUCCCUGCUGUUCUCUUUCUAUCCAGAUUUCGAUCUUUUCGUCAUGGUCGCCGUCGCUGCAUCCCCGACACCUGGCGCCGCCGCUGGUUCCCCUUUUGCCACUAGGUCGCACGACCACCCGCCUUACAAAGAUAUGGUAUUGAGCGCCCUCGAGGCUCUUAACGGUCGCAAUGGAUCGAGCCGGCAUGCCAUAUCCAAGUAUAUCUCCGACAAUUAUCCCGAUCUCCCCCCAACCCACUCCUCCUUACUCAGUCACCAUCUCCGCCGCCUCCAAUCCAAUGGUGUUAUUCGAAUGUUUAAGCAUUCUUACAAGCUCGCAGAUCCACCCGCUGCCGAAGACAGCGGCGCGGCUGUUGGAUCCAAGAAACGCGGCCGCCCUCGCAAAAUUGUUUCGGCCCCUUCUUCUGUUCUUGAUAAAGCGCCCAAAAAGCGUGGUCGUCCUCCAAAAUUGGGUGCCGAUUCUCAACCGGCUAAGAAAAUAAAACCAGACCGGCUACCUACGUCGAAAACACCAGCCGUGGUUGAUCCUGCUGCUGUAUAUAUUCUUCCUCAGGCUGAGCAACUCAAGUCUGGAUUUCUGCAGAGUUUACCGGGUGCAGUAGCCAUUGUUCUUCCAGUGGGUCUUUUGAGCAAGAAGACUGCCAAAAGUCCCGUUCUCAUUUUGCCAAAUGGUGUUCAGUCUCUGGUUGAUGCUUCAGCCGGGAGGAAGAAGCUGGGAAGACCAAAAAAGAUUGAAGUCAAGAAGAAACCUGAUCAGCCAAAAGUGGUCGAGAAAAGGCCAUCUGGGCUGCCGAGAAGGAAAUCCAUGCUACCGAAGCAAGUGCUACUUCAUAAUGGAGGUACAACUGUCAGCCAUGUAAAUAUUGGUGAAAAGAAGCUUGGCCGACCACGGAAGAUCAGGGACUCUGUGCUGCCUGAGAAUGGGCAGCUGCAAUCAUUCGUCCCAGACAAGUUGGCCAUCACUGAAACAGAACAAGAGAUAUUGGAGGAGACUGGGAACUCAUCAAAGCCCGAAAGUUUCCAUGCUGUGCAGAAUAUUCCUUCUCUAGAGUUAAAGAAAAGGCCACUUGGACGACCCAAGAAAAAUACAAUUGUUGAAGGUCCAAAAUCUCCUCGCACUACUUCCCUUGCUACUUAAGACAUUAACCCUCUGUAUCAGUUGUGUUUUUUCUGUUCUUUCUCUUGAAUCCUUUAUUUUUAGUAUGUAUGUGAUGAAUAGUGGCCUAUCGACUUGUUGCUGUAUUGGUAGUUAGUUGUUUCUGCAUGAAUGAUAUGCUUAAUACAUUUAGGGUUUUGCUUGAU